GUCUCUCUCUCAGACACACACACACACACACACACACACACACACACACACACACACACACACACACACACACACACACACACUUAUUUCACCUCAUUGCAAUUUGGACUGUAAGGACAUUCAGAGCAUCGAUGAGACAGACAGCAUACAAAGACAGAAACUAUACACACGGUACCAGUUAUCAUCAUCAUUGAGAUAUGGAGAUAGAAGAGGACAUCUAUGCCAAUGUAGAGGAGAUCCGUGUGAAAGACUGUAAUGAUCUGGCUGCAGGUUACGAGACAUUACACCAGAGUCCACAGGCUGGAACAAGACUGAAGCAUGAGAAUCAGAACUCUCAGCCUUGGAGGAUGGCUACAGUUUCCCUGGGCCUGCUGUGUGUUGUCUUACUGAUCACAGUCACAAGCCUCUCUGUGCAUUAUGAUGAACAGUACUACGGACUGUCCAGACUCCAGACUUCAUACAACAACCUGACUGAGGAGAAACUCCGGCUGCAGAGGUCAGUUUCAGAGCAGGAGAAGAAGAUAUCAGAGCUUGGACCCUGUCCUGAUGGCUGGAGGAGACACAGAUGUAACUGUUAUUACUUAUCUAAUAACAGUAAAACUUGGAGUGAGAGCAGACAAGACUGCAGAGAGAGAGGAGCAGAUCUGUUGAUCAUAAACAGCAGAGAGGAACAGCAUUUUCUAAACACAUUGGGGAGGAAAAUGCAUUUCUGGAUUGGUCUGACUGACUCAGAGCAGGAAGGGAUCUGGAAAUGGGUGGAUGGAACAACAUCAACCACAACACAGUUCUGGAGAGAAGGAGAGCCAAAUAAUGCCCAGGGGGGUGAGAACUGUGCAGUCUUCAACAGCUUCAGAGAUACCCUGGGAAUUAUACAAUCAUGGAAUGACCAGCCUUGCUCAUUGCUUAUCCGUUGGGUAUGCAACUACACACCUAACGUGUCCUCCUAAUAGGCCUACACAUCUUGAUGGCAUCUGCCCACAGGAGAAUAUCUGAAUUCCAUUGUAAAAAAAAACGAAGCAUCUCCUACAAGUUGAUGCUGACAAGUCCUGGCAGGAAAACAAAUGACCCAUAACACAUGUAAAGAAAAAGUCCCGCUAAUUGGCUAACGAUUCAAAUGAAAGCUAACAUUGAAUCUACAUCAGACGUUAAUUCUUCAAGUCGGCUGUUUUGGCAUAUGUUUCAGAUAAUCUGAAUUCCCUUUUGAAUUUGCAAUAGCGUUUAGAUUUUUUUUCCGACACAAAGGUUAAUGUCUCCUGCAUUUCAUUAGUAGCACAAAUUGUAGAGAAAAUUCAAAUGAAUCUUGACAAAACAUUCCUGUUAACUAUGACUAAUAUGCACCCUCUACUGACUAGAAAGGCAUAUAGAAGGUCAAAGUGCAGAACAUCACAGUAGCAGGUAGAAUUACUUCAGAUUGCUUAAGAGAAAUGAUUGUGUUGUAAUAUGAGAAUGCAACUCAAUUGGAAGCUGAUGCGACUUGUAGGUUCAGUCAUAAUCUAUCCACCCAACAGUGGCUUCCACUGUGAACAAGACAGCUGCUUUAAACUGAUCAUUUCUUUGUCAGAUGGAAUGAUUUUAUAAAUAAACAUUUUUAGAAGAUAAGAGAUUAGCCAUCUUUUAAUUUAUUGUAUUGUGCAAACUGACAAUAGAAAUAUUAAUCAUUUGACCUUUGUUCAUAUGCUUUCCCCCCCCCAGAAAUCUGUGUUGUCAUAAAAACAUGCACUCAUAGUCAAGAUGUCUAAUAUAAUAAUGUCACUUAAUAAAAUUACAUAUUCUAUCAAUAA
Molecule: messenger RNA, 1781 nt
Organism: Oncorhynchus nerka (sockeye salmon)
Lineage: Eukaryota; Metazoa; Chordata; Actinopteri; Salmoniformes; Salmonidae
Product: C-type lectin domain family 4 member E-like
Exons: 6
Coding region: 198-947 (249 amino acids)
Molecular function (GO): signaling receptor activity
Source: RefSeq, a predicted model, not a curated record